This is a messenger RNA of Solea senegalensis (Senegalese sole), 3248 nucleotides long. It is a transcript of the gene arf3b, whose product is annotated as ADP-ribosylation factor 3b. Gene Ontology annotation, molecular function: GTPase activity; GTP binding. Gene Ontology annotation, cellular component: plasma membrane; cytoplasm. The record is from RefSeq and is a predicted model, not a curated record. NCBI's taxonomy places the organism in Eukaryota, Metazoa, Chordata, Actinopteri, Pleuronectiformes, Soleidae. The transcript has 5 exons. Bases 138 to 683 code for a protein of 181 amino acids. Gene Ontology annotation, biological process: intracellular protein transport; vesicle-mediated transport.
CCCUGAAAAUAUCGUGAGACAUUGAGUAGCGGACUCCCCAGCUAAGCCUUCCUUUGUAAUUUGCCCCAGUUCAUCAUCUUAGACCAGGAUCUAGCAAAUUUAGCUGCACUCUGAAGUUCAGAGACAAAAUCUGAAUCAUGGGAAACAUAUUUGGGAAUUUGCUGAAGAGCCUCAUAGGGAAGAAGGAGAUGAGGAUCUUGAUGGUUGGGCUCGAUGCUGCAGGAAAAACAACUAUCCUCUACAAGCUCAAGCUGGGUGAAAUUGUCACCACAAUUCCAACCAUUGGAUUUAAUGUGGAGACAGUGGAGUACAAGAACAUCAGCUUCACUGUGUGGGACGUGGGUGGGCAAGACAAGAUCCGUCCUCUCUGGAGACACUACUUUCAAAACACACAGGGUCUAAUCUUUGUGGUCGACAGUAACGACAGAGAGCGUGUGAACGAAGCGCGGGAGGAGCUGAUGAGGAUGCUUGCUGAGGAUGAGCUGAGGGAUGCAGUCCUCCUUGUGUUUGCCAACAAACAGGACUUACCAAAUGCCAUGAACGCGGCAGAGAUCACAGACAAGUUGGGCUUACACUCCCUGCGUCACCGCAACUGGUACAUCCAGGCCACCUGCGCCACCAGCGGUGACGGCCUCUAUGAGGGUCUUGAUUGGCUGGCCAAUCAACUCAAGAACAAAAAAUAGCAAGACACCGUGGAAACAUCAGCUGGCAGCCACACCCAUCCACCAUUCUAAUUGUUUUGAGAGUGGGGCAGUGAUAUUGGGGCGAAGGUUUUGGUUGAUAGGUGCAAAGCAAGUUUCAGAGUGUGAGGCAGGUUUUGGGUUUAAUUUUCAGUCUGUUCAGGUUCAUUUUUAAUUUUCAGCUCUUACAACAAACAGAUUUGCACGUACUUUAUACCUAAUCCCUCACACACACUUACAUACACACACAUGCUCUCUCUCACACACACAUACACAUGCACACACACAAACACAAACACAAACAGACCCUAACCACAAGCAAUCACAGCAGACACUUGCUUUUCCUGUGUCCACCUCUUGUCCAUAGCUGUACUGUAUGUUAGUCUGUAGGUGCUGUACUGAUUCGUAUGUGUGACUCCACUGAGUUGACAGUGAAUCAAAUAUGAUUUUUUUUUGUUGAUGUGUUUUUUUUUUUAGCUGUCAGAACCGUUCUGGGUCUGUUGCACUUCUUGUUCCCCCACAAACUCUUGUGGGGUAACAGAGCCAUGUUUGAGAACAAUCACAGCUGGCAGACUCAUGUCAUGUCCUGUAAUCCACUUUGCGCUUCCUUUUAAUUUGUGAGCAACGCUGAGGCAUUCUGUUACUUAGAUACAUGUGCAUGUGUACUGUGUUUGUGAAUGUGAAUCACAAACAUCACGUUCUACUACUUUGUCUUUGAUGGCCUGAAUUGCGCACACCGUGGUAGAUGCCACUUACAUGGCUUCAUACUCUUUAAUCCUCUGCAUGAUCAUCAUGUUCUGGUGCAGAAACCAAUCGGACAACACGUCCUGCUUAUUAGUUGUCAACAUGUGCUUGUAACAGUGUGGUCAGCUUUAUGAGGAUACUUCAAAAAGUUCUCAGCCUCACCUGGAUAACGUCACAGGAGAACGAUUGUUCUUUCCAUCAGUCUCUUUUUCAUUAUCACUCUGAAAACCGGCUUUCAGUUUGGGAAACAGUUCAAAGCCACAUUUGCAUACUUCUGCGAUCUUCUUGUCCAUUUGUUGGUUUGUCUCUCACCUACAGAAAGAUUUUCAAAUAAUGUGGACAGUAAUUGAAUGUUAGAAAGCACAUGUUAAGCUGCCGCUAGGCGUUAGCAGUACCCCAAAUACAGACACAAUAACUAGUCAAAAGUAAAAUCAAAAAAUCUUUAAUUUCAAAACGUGAAAUAAAUGACGCAGUCCAAAAACAACAAAAAAAUGACAGCAAGGAGUGAGUGAGGGGUGGCAAUCAGAGUAAUAUGCUGCAGGUGAGCUAGAGGGAAACCAGGUAAAGGGGUUUCUCCAGCCAGACUGCAGGGAAAAAAACAAGCAGACACACCCACAAACACACCCUGAGUGGGUGUGCAGAUGGGGGAAACAGACAGACAGCCAUGUAACAGGAGGGGAAAGGGGAAGAGAGACUUCUUCUAACAGUAUACAGUUCUGCUGCCGUUGUUCCUAAGUGAGGCCAAGACCUUUUAGAAGUACUCCUGUGUAAUUCAGCAGUAUAUAAGUUUACCUGCACAUAAACAGCACAGCACACAUGACCUGCAUAAAAGCUGCUUGUCUGCCAUCUUGUGUGCAUAUGAGUAUUCAAACUGCCUCAGGUUGCUCUCGCUGUAUAUGUUUGUUUGUUAUUCCUCGGAGGGUUUCCGGUGAUUCUGUUGCCAAUACGUCUGUGUUUUCUGAAUGUGAAUAUUGUCGAUGAGUCUAUAAGUUGCUGUACUGAUAUUUAUUUGACAUGCAGUUUCCUCUAUGUUUGUGUAAUUAUGUGAAAGGAAGCAGAGUAAGGCGACCAGUAUGUGAGUGUUGUAGUUUUUAGAAAUUCACCCACACAUCCACAAACUCACCUCUGAACAGCAAAGGAAUUCCCGCGUCACCUCUGAUACCAGCAGAAUCCACAGAUUAAUGUCAAUAAAACCAUAUCUGUGUGCCAUACAUGGGUACUCUCACUCACACAGUGGUGACAGUACAACACCUACUCAUUAAUGAGUUGUUGAUAGUCACCAUCUAUUCCAUGUUAAAUCGUGUCUUUAAAUUUGGGUUUUGUGGCCUUAUAUUCAGUAACGACUUCACGUUGAUUUCCUCCCAGCUCGUUUGGCUCUGACUCAGUCACACAUACAGUAUAUAUCAUAUAUUUAUCUACAGUUUGCUAUAAAGAAUGAUUUCUCUUUUGCCCUCCACAGGCAGGUUUUGCACCGCAGUUCGAGAUAAUUAGGCAAAGGUUUUUUGUCUGACAGUAUCUUUUGUUUUGCCUGUUUACUUGAUUCAUAUUUGAUGGUAUAGUUUUUUUGUUUGUUUGUUUUGGGGUGUAAUGAACCUUCGAUGUAGACUGUCUCUGUGAAAUGACAAUGAUCAGUGCAAACAACAACAAAAAAAGGGAAAAAAAGUACCUCUGAUGAUUCAUUCUGUACCGUUACAGUUACACUAGUAGAUUAAAAAAAAACAAAAAACGAUAAAAGACUCACUGCUGAAUGCAUGGGAACAUCUGUAUGUGACGAUGUAAGACAAACUAAAUCCUGCUGUAUUACAAAUAAACUCAUUUUCUGUA